AUGUUGAAUGAUGUGUGUCAGCAGAGAAAAGAUGACUCUUCUCAUCAGAAAGCAACUCAUUUCUGGCUGGGUGUGUUUGACACGGGGCUAUACCACGGUACCGUUUCUCUGGAGAGACUGAAACAGUUCUUCUGUCACACUCUGACGCAAGCUCUUACCUACAAUCCUGUGCUUGAAGCAUCAGAUGCCAUUCGCAUGCAGAGAGACUGGUGCUUUGCCAAGACGUGGCCUCAUCUGACAACUCUAUACAGAAAGCUGUUUGUACUGUUCGGCCCAGAGGAGCUGACUGCUCACUUGCGACAAGUUUUGGAGACCCACGAGGUUAACUGGCAGAACGUGCUGUCCUGUGUUUCUACACUGUUGGUCUGUCAGCCAGACACCCAACAGCAUCUGAAAGGACUGUUGGCGAAGUUGCUGAUAAAUGCCUUUGAGAGCUAUGAGUUGGAGAGUAUUAUCACUGCCUUCCUGCUGGCUCGCCAGGCAUCACUGGAGGGACCGGCUGUGUUUAUAUCUUACUCUGAAUGGUUCAAGAUUUCCUUCGGGUCUCCGAGCAGUUAUCACGGCGGCAGCAAGAAAGCUCUAGUUUUCCUGUUGAAGUUCCUGACAGACCUGGUCCCCUUUGAACCGGCACCGUACCUAAAGAUUCACAUGUUGUAUCCACCAUAUGUGGGGCCAAAAUACCGAUUGCUGCUGAUGGAAUACAUCUCUCUGGCGAAAACGCGACUUUUAGAUCUUCAGGAGUCAGUGGAGGAGAUGGGUCUGUACGAAGAUCCCUCAGCUGCUCAAGGACCACCUGAGCCGCAGUUCCAAGCUCUGCGGGAUGUUGAGAAAGCUCUGGUUCUGUUUGAAAACAGUAGAAAGAUCCCAGCCGGCAUAAUGGAGGCCAGUAUUUUCCGAAGACCAUAUUACAUGUCCCGAUUUCUACCUGCUCUGCUUACCCCACGUGUGUUGCCUCAAUUACCAGAUUUGCGCAUGGGUUUCAUAGAGUCUCUGAAAAAAGCAGAUAAGAUCCCAGCUAACAUGUACACCAGCUACAUUCAUGCAUGUGAAGAGGAGAAACAGCAGUGGCUUGAAGGAGUUUCUGUAACUGAGGAGAUGGAGGUCCCGAAGGAGCCAAUUGAAGUGUUGAAUACUGCUCUGGAAGAGCUCAGGAACCUGGUUAUGAAUCCAGGCAAUGAUGGUAGGUAGUGCUGUUGUCCUGACAGAGAGGCACUGCUUGUGGCUAGCCUGAGAGAGCACACGCUUCUAAUCGACAAGAAUUAACCACCUGAAAGGCGGGUGGAAGCAGAUUCAAUAAAUAACUUUCAA
This is a messenger RNA of Callorhinchus milii (elephant shark), 1308 nucleotides long. Its product is annotated as Fanconi anemia group A protein-like. The record is from RefSeq and is a predicted model, not a curated record. Gene Ontology annotation, cellular component: Fanconi anaemia nuclear complex. Bases 1 to 1188 code for a protein of 395 amino acids. Gene Ontology annotation, biological process: interstrand cross-link repair. The transcript has 13 exons. NCBI's taxonomy places the organism in Eukaryota, Metazoa, Chordata, Chondrichthyes, Chimaeriformes, Callorhinchidae.